Marasmius oreades (fairy-ring Marasmius) is the source of this 1455-nucleotide messenger RNA. RefSeq lists its product as uncharacterized. Gene Ontology annotation, cellular component: nucleus; cytoplasm. The record is from RefSeq and is a predicted model, not a curated record. Lineage: Eukaryota; Fungi; Basidiomycota; Agaricomycetes; Agaricales; Marasmiaceae. The coding region runs from base 1 to 1455 and encodes 484 amino acids. Gene Ontology annotation, biological process: mitotic DNA damage checkpoint signaling; protein phosphorylation. Gene Ontology annotation, molecular function: protein serine/threonine kinase activity; ATP binding. The transcript has 4 exons.
AUGCACCACUGUUUCUCGGCUCUAAAGAGCAUGCGUUAUCUGCUAUCAAAGGACCCAGGAGAAAUCCUGUCCAUCCACACAACGGUGGGUAUUCUAAUGGAAAGUUUCAUGGCUCAUUGGCGUCGUUGGGUGCCAUCUGGCAGUCUUUUAACUGAAAAAGAGUUACCCCUAUAUUUUCUUCUUCAGGGUGUAAACUCAAUAUAUUGCCACACUUUUCGCCCCGACUGGGCUUUUUCGACCAGCCUGCUGCCCCGUCUGUUGGUACAGUUCGACUCUUCUCGUAAUCAUGACGACGAGUGUGAGCUCCAGGUCCAGUUGCUAUGCACUUUCAAGCUCGCACACCACCAUGUCCCAGACGACAAGAAAAACAGGUUCUUUUUGAUGGGUAUCUUUAUUACGAAGCAAUGGAAUGCAUAUCGUUGGGUUGUAUACAAGAAGAAAGGUGAAAAAAUAAUCUUCCAGAAGAAACUUUAUUAUCUGAAAGAUCCGCACGCACUUGCCUCUUUCAUCCGUUUGGUGUAUAACUAUACAUAUUACGUCUACAACUUCGGUCCCAUCGUCGAGGAGCAAGACGUCGAUCGAUUGGCCAGGGAAGUCCUGGAGAAAUACCCUCGCACACUCGACGGGCCGGGGCACGAUAACGGUGCGUGCCAGGAACUUGAGUCCACAUUACUGGACUCUGGAUACGCCAUGGGCGGCGAAAUAAAGAAGGGUGUUUUCCGGGUGCUACGCAAAGGAAUGCCUUUCAUCGCCAAGUUGGGACACCCUGACGAGCUGUCGUUCUUGCGUCAUCUCUCCUCAACAGAAUCAGCCCAGAAACAUACCCUCGACCUUUUGGACACCUUGGAGUCCCGUCUGGGGCAACUGAUGAUCCUCCCCAUGCAUCAUUGUCUCGAUAAAAUCGACAUUGUCAACACUCCACUUAUAGGCUGGACUAUCCAACUACGUCGUCAACUUGUGGACGGUGUUGCAUUCCUUCAUAAACUUCACAUUGCGCACCUAGACAUCAAGCCUUCGAAUAUCGUCUACGACUUCAAAGCUCAACGUCUGUUUAUCAUUGACUUUGAUGUUGCUGUCUGGUGCAAUGACGCGGAAGCGAAGGUGAAAAUAGGCUGGGGUACUGACGGCUGGACAGCACCGGAAGUUGCUCUCGAUGAAGGCGAACCAAUGCGAGCAGUAAACCCUAUUAGGGUCGACUUGUGGUCCUGUGGGCGAGUCCUCAAAUGGGUUGAUCAGUUUAGAAAGCCAUACGAAGUUGACGCCGAUCUGACGCGGUUAUCUCUUCUUCUCAUGGACCAGCAACCAGAAUACCGACCUCUCUUGCAUGAAAUGAUCAAUGAAGAUCCAGGUUUUUGGUGUUCGGAUCGCCUCACUCAAGCUCUUGACAGUCAUUGUGAGAAUGUUUCACGCUUGCGAUCUUUGGAGAGCGUGUCAAGGUCAAGGACGACGAAAUGA